GGGUGUGGACGUCCCCCUACAUUCAAUCCACUGGAGAUAACUUAACGCUGCUAAUAACUCCUGCUCUGUAACUGCAUUACACCGGAACAGGCGAACAUAUCUGGGUUGCUGGAGUGCUGUUGAGCAUCUCCGAUUGUGUCCCUCACUGUCCCAGAUGAGGGACUGAUGCUGGCCAGGACUCUCCUGAACCCCUUGGGCCUCCUCUCUCAACUCCUCCAGUUUAGUUCUACAUCUACUCCCACGAGUGCACCAUAGGAGAACAACACUCAAGCCAAAAUGGAUGACAUCUUUACGCAGUGCCGGGAAGGCAAUGCAGUAGCAGUUCGCUUAUGGUUGGACAAUACAGAGAAUGACCUCAACCAAGGAGAUGACCAUGGCUUCAGCCCUCUCCACUGGGCAUGCAGGGAAGGUCGCUCCAGCGUGGUGGACAUGCUCAUCAUGAGAGGAGCUCGCAUUAACGUCAUGAACCGUGGAGACGACACGCCUCUGCACCUGGCCUCCAGCCAUGGACAUCGAGAAAUUGUGGGAAAGCUGAUCCAGUGCAAAGCGGACACAAAUGCAGCCAAUGAACACGGGAACACACCACUGCAUUACGCCUGCUUCUGGGGCCAAGACCAAGUGGCUGAGGACCUUGUGACUAAUGGGGCUCAGGUGAGCAUCUGUAACAAAUAUGGGGAAACUCCCCUGGACAAAGCCAAACCUCACCUGCGUGAACUCCUCCGAGAAAAGGCUGAGAAAUUGGGUCAGAACUUGACUAAAAUUCCCUUCAAGGACUCGUUCUGGAAAGGCACCACCAGAACUCGACCCCGCAAUGGCACUUUGAAUAAACAUGCAGGCAUUGACUUCAAACAGCUUUCUCUCCUCACUAAAAUAAACGACAACCAGUCGGGAGAGCUGUGGCAAGGACGCUGGCAAGGAAAUGAAAUUGUCGUUAAGUUGCUAAAGAUUCGUGACUGGACCACAAGGAAAAGCAGAGACUUCAAUGAGGAAUAUCCCAAACUCAGGAUAUUUUCCCACCCGAAUGUCCUACCCAUGUUGGGAGCAUGUCAGUCUCCUCCCGCCCCUCACCCCAUCAUCAUCACACACUGGAUGCCUUAUGGCUCCCUCUACAACGUGCUGCAUGAAGGCACCAACUUUGUGGUGGACCAGACACAGGCGGUGAAGUUUGCGCUGGACAUUGCUUGUGGAAUGGCUUUCUUACACACACUUGAACCCAUGAUCCCUCGCCACUAUCUCAACAGCAAGAGUGUUAUGAUAGAUGAAGACAUGACAGCCAGGAUCAGCAUGGCAGAUGUCAAGUUCUCCUUCCAGUGUCCUGGCAGGAUGUACUCUCCUGCAUGGGUAGCCCCCGAGGCCCUGCAGAAGAAGCCAGAGGAUAUCAACCGUCGGUCAGCGGACAUGUGGAGCUUUGCUAUCCUGCUUUGGGAGCUGGUGACCAGAGAGGUUCCCUUUGCUGACCUAUCUAACAUGGAAAUAGGCAUGAAGGUUGCCUUGGAGGGUUUGAGGCCCACUAUCCCUCCCGGCAUCUCACCCCACAUUUGCAAGCUCAUGAAGAUAUGCAUGAAUGAAGACCCAGCUAAGAGGCCUAAAUUUGACAUGAUUGUGCCAAUUCUGGAAAAAAUGCAGGACAAGUGAGAAACCUCUUCUGCCCUCCCCUGUACUGAACCGAUGAAUUACUGGAUAUCUUCCCCCAGAUAUCACUCUGAUACUGUGGUGCUUGCCAGUAUUGCCUUAAACUUUUCACUCUACCGCUGCAUUCAACGCCACUGUAGCUUCUGCUUCUGAAAUGAAUCCAGCAGCAGUCAGUUCUUUUUAUAUUGUUUUUGUUUUCUUUUUUCAAUGUGAUAUCAAAUUUUUUUUUGGCUGAUACUGUCUGCGCAGGAACUUAAUAUGGACUGUUCAUCCUCUAAACUGUAAUCAUGUGGACAAUCUUCUUUAAGCGACCUAAUAACUUGUGGAGGUCAGCAUGACAGUCUGCAGCAUUGCUUCAUGUGGAUCUAAGGCCUUACUCUAAUAUGGAGUUUUAAAAAGUCACCCUACAAGGUGACUGCUCCGUUUUAUAAUAAAAGAUAUAACAUAUUAACCCAAAGCUUGUCUUGUGGGAAAAGAUUUAUGUUUGUUGUCAGCAACAAACUAUGUAACAGGGCAAGCAUGACACAUGUCUGAAACUAAGCAUUUAAACAUGAGAUUAAUGAGAAAAUGUAUAUGAAUGAGGGCUGCCUGCAAGAGUGCAUACAGUAGCAGGGCUGUGCCAUUCAGCUUGGCUGUGUAGUGGUGUGUAGAGCUUGGCCUGUCUUGAGCAUUGGUCCCUGACUGUAUCCUGUACAAAACUGGCCAUGCAAACCUUUUGUUUUUUUUCCAGUGCAGCAAAAAUGUUGAUGUUGAUUAUUGCUGUUAUUAUGGGAAGAUUUCUUUCAAGAUGCUUUGCAAGAUUGCUGAUUUUAACUAGAUUAUUUGAAUUUACUGGUGUAAUCUAGUUAAUUUUCAGUAUUUUCCCUUCAAAACAGUUUUAUUAUGAUUUAUGAUUCUGCUAUCUGUACUAUUGAACAAAGAGUAUAGUCAGCCUCUGUUUCACAAUGUCGCAAAGUGACUCAAGUGUUAUUUUCAUUUUGAAUACUUGUCGUAUCAGAAAAUGAAUAAUGCAACCCCGACUGUAAUUAAUCCAUGGACAUGUUAGCUACAGGUGUAGUUUGUUUUGUUUUCGAGCAUGGAGACCGCCUUUCCUCCAUGGAGACCUCCUGAUGGCUACAUCAGAAGCUGCUGCCAACAUAAGGUGACUGGGACAUUAAGGGGUGGUAUUAACAUCCCGCUAACUGCUCUAUUGUUUUCUCACUUGAUUUUAUUAUUUUGGGCCUCAAGGUGACUUCUGACUUUAUAUCAAUCUCAUGGGUUGUUGUUUCUUCUACCUGCAUUGUUUCUGUGCCUCCACCAGCUUGCUUGUUUGUGCUGAAUCACAGGUUGAAGCCAAAAUCAAGAAUGACUUAUACAAAUGUAUGUAUUUAUAUAUAUAAGUAUAUUAAAAAGGAAAAAUAUGGGAAAUUUGAAUGUGUGGAUUC
Seriola dumerili (greater amberjack) is the source of this 3056-nucleotide messenger RNA. Its product is annotated as integrin-linked protein kinase. The transcript has 13 exons. Gene Ontology annotation, biological process: cell-matrix adhesion; substrate adhesion-dependent cell spreading; protein phosphorylation. Bases 277 to 1635 code for a protein of 452 amino acids. The record is from RefSeq and is a predicted model, not a curated record. Gene Ontology annotation, cellular component: stress fiber; focal adhesion. Gene Ontology annotation, molecular function: ATP binding; protein binding; protein kinase activity. Lineage: Eukaryota; Metazoa; Chordata; Actinopteri; Carangiformes; Carangidae.